AUGCCCCUCGAGGCCCGUGUCAAGGCCGUUCUCUCCGGCGACACUGUGGUCCUGUCCCAUAUCGCCAACCCUGGCCAGGAACGUGUCCUCAGUUUAGCUUAUGUGUCCGCUCCUAGAUUGCGGAGAGAAGGUGAUGAGGCAUAUGGCUUUCACUCCCGCGAAUUCCUCCGCGAACUCCUCGUCGGCAAAGUAGUCGAAUUCACCCCCCUCUACACCAUCCCCACCGGCGCAAGACGCGAAUACGGUAUCAUCAAGCUCCCCAGCUUCGACGCCUCACUCCCCGACAUUAGCGUCCAGGAGGGAUGGUCCCGCGUUCGUGAAGAAGCUGGAAAGCGCUCCGAUGAUUCUGAGGACACUGCCGCUCUAAUUGAGCGCCUGCGCGCGCUGGAAGAUCAUGCCCGUGAUGCUGAGAAGGGCAUCUGGGCUGGAUUGGCACAAGGACAGGUCGAGACGAGCUACGAAUUGGCUGAUGCGAAGGCGCUAGUCGAGGAAUACAAGGGGAAGGAUUUGCAGGGUAUUGUCGAGCGGGUCUUGAAUGGGGAUCGUCUGAUUCUGCGUUUGCUGCUUGCACCGCAGGAGCAUUUGCAGACCAUUGUUGCACUGGCGGGUAUCCGUGCGCCUGCUGCGAAGCGUGUCACAGCUGAUGGCAAGGAGCAGGCUGCUGAGCCGUACGGCGAUGAAGCACAUGCGUUUGUCGAGUCGCGGUUGCUGCAGCGCAAGGUCCAGGUGUCGUUGCUGGGUGUUACGCCGCAGGGCCAGCUCAUCGCCACCGUUCUGCACCCCAAUGGCAACGUUGCCAAGUUCCUGCUCGAGGGUGGUCUGGCGCGGUGCCACGACCACCACUCGCCCCUGUUGGGUGCUCAUAUGGCUGCCUUCCGGCAUGCUGAGAAAGCUGCCAAGGAUGGCCGGAAGGGUCUGUUUACCAAUCUGGUUGCCAAGGGCCCUGCGGGCGGGGCUGCGGAGGACUACACUGUUAGUCGUGUGUUGAACGCGGACACUAUCUUUGUGCGCAGCAAGGCCGGUCAGGAGAAGAAGAUUAGUCUCAGCAGUAUCCGUCAGCCCAAGCCGUCGGAUCCCAACCAGGCCCUAUUCAGUGCGGAUGCCAAGGAAUUCCUGCGUAAGAAGCUUAUUGGCAAGCAUGUCAAGGUGACCGUUAAUGGCAAAAAGCCUGCUAAUGAAGGUUACGAGGAGCGCGAUGUUGUGACCGUUGUUCAAAACAAUGCCAACGUUGCUCUUUCUCUUGUUGAGGCUGGCUACGCCUCUGUUAUCCGUCACCGUGCGGAUGAUGAUGACCGCUCGCCCGACUACGACUCGCUGUUGGUUGCUGAGGCAGACGCCCAGAAGGACGGCAAGGGCAUGUGGUCGCCCAAGCCGCCCCGGACCAAGCAGUACCAGGACUACUCGGAGAACGUGCAAAAAGCCAAGAUGGAGGUCUCCAUUCUCCAACGCCAGAAACGCGUCCCCGCCGUCGUCGACUUUGUCAAGUCUGGCUCUCGUUUCACUGUCCUCGUUCCCCGGGAGAACGCCAAGUUGACCCUUGUCCUGUCUGGUAUUCGCGCACCCCGUUCGGCACGUGGUCCUGGCGAGGCUGGCGAGCCAUUCGGCCAGGAGGCACACGAGCUGGCUAACCGGAGAUGCAUGCAGAGAGAUGUAGAGAUUGACGUUGAGACUAUCGACAAGGUCGGUGGUUUCAUCGGUACUUUGUACGUGAACAAGGAGAACUUCACCAAGGUUCUGCUGGAGGAGGGUCUUGCUACCGUGCACGCCUACUCUGCUGAACAGUCCGGUAACGCAGCCGAGUACUUUGCCGCUGAGCAAAAGGCCAAGGAGGCCCGUCGGGGACUCUGGCACGACUGGGAUCCUGCCAAGGAGGCUGCUGAGGCAGAGGAGGAGGAAGCUGCCGCCGCUGCUGCUACUAACGGCCAGAACGGUGCCGAUGAGGUUUCGCAGCGUCGCAAGGACUACCGCGAUGUUAUGGUGACCUACGUCGAUCCCACGACCUGCAAGCUGAAGCUGCAGCAGAUUGGCUCUGGCACCUCCGCCCUGACUGAAUUGAUGAGCGCAUUCCGCUCGUUCCACAUCAACAAAGCCAACGACACACCUCUGUCUGGUCCCCCUAAGGCUGGCGAUUUCGUGGCGGCGAAGUUCAGCGAAGACAAUGAGUGGUACCGCGCCAGAGUCCGCCGCAACGACCGCGAGAACCAACAGGCUGAGGUCCUCUACAUCGACUUUGGUAAUUCCGAGACCCUCCCGUGGUCCCGCCUCCGCGCACUCAGCCCGCAGUUCUCCGCCCAGAAGCUGCGUCCCCAGGCUGCUGAUGCCGUCCUAUCAUUCCUCCAGUUCCCGGCUGCAGCGGACUACCUCGAAGAUGCCGUCGGCUUCAUCGGCGACCAGGCCUUCGACCGCCAACUCGUCGCCAAUGUCGACUACAUCUCCACCGAGGGAACCAUGCACGUGACGCUCCUGGACCCCUCGCAGUCUAAGAGUCUGGACGAGAGUCUGAACGCCGAGAUCGUCCGUGAGGGUCUGGCUAUGGUGCCGAAGAAGUUGAAGGCGUGGGAGCGCAGCGCUGGUGAUACAUUGGCUAGCCUGCGGGAGUUGGAGAGUGAGGCUAAGGAGGAGAGACGGGGGAUGUGGGAGUAUGGUGAUUUGACGGAAGACUAA
Aspergillus ruber CBS 135680 is the source of this 2664-nucleotide messenger RNA. RefSeq names its product putative transcription factor (Snd1/p100). Gene Ontology annotation, cellular component: RISC complex; nucleus; cytosol. The record is from RefSeq and is a predicted model, not a curated record. Gene Ontology annotation, biological process: mRNA catabolic process; regulatory ncRNA-mediated gene silencing. The transcript is spliced from 2 exons. Lineage: Eukaryota; Fungi; Ascomycota; Eurotiomycetes; Eurotiales; Aspergillaceae. Bases 1 to 2664 code for a protein of 887 amino acids. Gene Ontology annotation, molecular function: RNA binding; nuclease activity.